AGCAUCAGAGGCCAACAUCUCUCUGUAGUUCUGUUUUCUGCCUCCCUGCAGCUCUGAGAGGAAAUGCAGAAGCACGUACUGAGUCAGAGCCUCUUUGGAGCGUUUUUGGCUCUGAGUCGUCUUCCUCGUCCGGCCAAAGACGGACAACGACUUUCUGCUCCGUUUGCUUCAACUGGAUUUGAGUCCUCUGUCAGCUCUCAGGUUUUCCCAUCAUGCUCCACCGUUGUUUCCUUGUGACCGGAGCCCUGCUCUCAUUGGCCGCGCCGCUGCUGGUUGCCAUGGAGACGUGUCCGUCCACGGGGAUGCCUGGGAUUCCAGGCAUCCCCGGACUCCCCGGGAGAGACGGCCGGGACGGACCCAAGGGACACAAAGGAGAGCCAGGGCCGGUUUGGACCGGCGGCCACAGCUAUGAAAAAGGCCAAAAGGGGGAGCCGGGUCCGGGGGGGUUCCCCGGUAAACGAGGGCUGGCGGGGGAACGCGGGUCGCCGGGAACCCCAGGAGUCCCCGGACCUCCAGGAGAGCCAGGAGAACCCGGGACUCUCCGGACCCAGCAGCAGGCGGCCUUCAGCGUGGCCAGGGGGACAAACGAUCAACCGAAUAAAUACAGCGUCAUUAAGUUCACCCAGGUGAUCACGAACAUCAACGACGACUACGACACAGCAACGGGGAAAUUCAGGUGCCGGGUUCCCGGGAAGUACUACUUUGCGUUCCACGCCACGUUGGACGACAAAUUGUGCGUGCUGCUGAAACUGGACGGCAAACUGCUGACACCCUUCUGCGAUCAUCGCCGUGACCUCGGGCAGCCUGGCCGUCUCCCUGUCCGUUGGUCAGGAGGUUUGGCUGGAGACCAAAGAUUACAGAGGAAUGAGAGGAUCACAGGAGGGUUACAGCGUCUUUUCAGGCUUCCUGCUGCAUCCUCACUAACCAAAGACCGCCCAGGGUCUUCUCUUUCCUCCUUUAAUGCUCAGUCUUCUGCCUGUCAAAAGGUUCAAAACCUGGACACUUACCCACCGAUUCGCAUUAAGAUUUUCUCAUUUUUUCAACAAGUAGUACAUCCUACGUUUUAAAUCAAACUAAAAAUAGCUAAUCAGAGAAAAAUCUGAAACUGUCAAUUCUAUUAAGAAUUAGCUCCUCAAAGUCAGUCAAUUUACUAAAAAGUGGUUGAAUUAUCUUGAGAAAAAAGUAACAAAGAUCAGUUUGGCUGGUUGUGUAAAUUAAUUGGUGUGUGUACUGCCACAGAUAACUUAGUUUUAGUUAGUUGUAUCUGUGCAUCACUGAAGCACAGCUACUGCUAAACGCUGCAGUUAUCUUGUUAUUUCUGUUCAAAUAUCCAUUUCUGUCCUGUUUACUGUAUUUGCUCCAAUUAACUCAAAUAAAGAGCUGAAACGUUAAUGUA
Molecule: messenger RNA, 1396 nt
Organism: Menidia menidia (Atlantic silverside)
Lineage: Eukaryota; Metazoa; Chordata; Actinopteri; Atheriniformes; Atherinopsidae
Source: the annotation of a GenBank genome assembly